GUUUGCGGACUUUUUGAUCCCGUCUGUACGUGCCCGAGUGUAAGCUUAAAUCGCUUCCUCUAUCUUAUCUUUGGACCCUGAAAAGCCACCACCCCACCAGGGAAUACCCCGCCGUCGAAUUCACUUCGUCCGUUCCAUUUCAUUCCGAGCCCGCCUCGGCCGGUGUCAGCCCUCUACUUCAAACCAGCUCAACCCAUCCUCCCUUCCUCCUAACCUACCCACGACUUUGAUCCUCUUCCAAGCCAGACCACAAACCAAACUGUCUAAGAAACUAAGGAUCAAAGCCACAAUGGCGGCCCCAGCCCCCAACCGCCCCCUCGUAGUCGGCGACCCGUCCGGCCCGUUUCCCCCUUACCCCCUCCGCAUGUCGGGCCAAGUGAUAAGCGGAUUCGGGCGCGGCUCCAAAGAACUCGGCAUCCCAACGGCCAACCUGCCCGUAGACGACGCCCUCACCCCCUGGAUCUCGUCGGUCCCCUCGGGCGUUUACUUCGGUUGGGCAUCCCUCAACCUGCCGCCAUCCCACCCAGAUUCCACACCCACACCCACCACACCCACCACAACUGAAACCGAAAUUCCGGACUGGAGCAGUAGCAGCCGAACGCGCGGCGCAAACGGCUUCACCGUCUAUCCCAUGGUCAUGUCGAUUGGGUACAACCCCUUCUAUAAGAACACGGUGCGCUCGGCCGAGGUGCACGUGCUGCACGAUUUCGGCGCCGACUUCUACGGCGCCGAGAUGCGGCUGCUCAUCACGGGCUUCAUACGCGAAGAAAAAGACUACAGCGGGCUGGAGGCGCUGAUCGCCGACAUCAAGUUCGACUGCGAGGUUGCGAAACGGAGUCUGGCGAGGGAAGGGUGGGCGCCUCGCGGGGUUGACGUCGAGAUUGAUCUGCCAGGUGAGGCUGGGGAGGAUCGCGGGGUGGAGAAGGUCGUUAUGAGGGGCGAGCUGGACUGUGCGUGGUUGAUACGGCCUAGUCAGCUGCCGAAGGAGAAAGGGGAUGAGGAAGGGAAAUAGGCGGUGAUGGAUAGGGAGCGAUCGGGUGGGAUGAAGGAGUUGGUGUUGGAUGAGGGUACCUGGAUGUAGAGCGUGUUAAAGGAGUUAAGCGUCAAACAAUUCAUGAGAAAGGGAUUAUGGUUAGAGAUCGAACAAUUCAUGUUCUGACUGCCAACCCAGUGGCAACCCCAGAGUCCCAAAUAGUCAUAUACCAAGGUAUCCGAAUCCAAACCGU
Molecule: messenger RNA, 1226 nt
Organism: Parathielavia appendiculata
Lineage: Eukaryota; Fungi; Ascomycota; Sordariomycetes; Sordariales; Chaetomiaceae
Product: riboflavin kinase
Exons: 1
Coding region: 290-1012 (240 amino acids)
Biological process (GO): FMN biosynthetic process; riboflavin biosynthetic process
Cellular component (GO): mitochondrion
Molecular function (GO): riboflavin kinase activity
Source: RefSeq, a predicted model, not a curated record